Messenger RNA from Hydractinia symbiolongicarpus, 1722 nucleotides. RefSeq names its product ankyrin repeat and SOCS box protein 3-like. Bases 1 to 1539 code for a protein of 512 amino acids. The record is from RefSeq and is a predicted model, not a curated record. Gene Ontology annotation, molecular function: protein binding. The transcript has 3 exons. Lineage: Eukaryota; Metazoa; Cnidaria; Hydrozoa; Anthoathecata; Hydractiniidae.
AUGGCCGACGUCGAUGCAAACAUGCGGAUAAAUGUAAUGACAGAUUUAUUCGCAGCUGUUUCUGAUGGCAACUUAAGCGGAACAAAAACGAUCCUGAAUACUGAUUUUCCCCAUCUUAAAUUUAAAAAUAUUUCAACAACACUACUUCAUCAAGCUGCGAACAAUAAACAUUGCAGAAUACUCAAAUACCUUGUGGAAUUAGGUGCAUAUAUUGACAGCAGGAAUGCCCAACAGAUGACCCCACUUCACGUGUCUGCAAAUAAAGGUGAUACAGAAUCGGUAAAAAUGUUGAUUGUACACAAUGCUGAUGUCAAUGCUGUCGAUUGUGAUAACCGAACGCCAUUAUAUCAUGCAGUAUAUAGUGGAUUUUUAGAAUGUGCCAAGGCAAUUUUGAGUGUUGAAAAUAUAAAGUUGUAUAUAUACAGAAAUGGGGGUUGGAGUCCUAUGCAUGAAGCAUCCCGAUUUGGUCAUUUAGAAUGUUUAAAGGAACUUAUAAGAUGCAGAAUGAAAGUAACAUGCAAAACUGACGAUGCUUGGUGGACCCCAGGUCAUAUGGCUGCAUCAUGUGGCAAUGUUAAGUGUUUAAAACUUCUUAUUGAUAGUGGAAUUGACAUCAAUGCUGGAGCAGGUCCUAAUCAUACAUCAACACUACUUCACGAGGCAUCUCAUUUUGGUCAUAAUGAAUGUGUUAAGUUACUGCUUCAAUCAGGCGCUGACCCAACUAUCUUUGAUGGACAUGACUUGCCACACCAUUUAGCAAGCAGGUACGGUCAAUCAAAAGUCUUGGACGCCCUCCUGACGCAUUUUAAAGAAAACAACAAGUCGCAUUAUAUCGAUGCUUUCACUAACGUCGACCCAACAACAAAUGCAUUAACGUACCACAAUGCAUUGCACAUGGCGUCCUUGUACAAUAGAACGGAAUGCAUCAAGAUCUUGUUAAAACACGGUGCAAAACAUUUACCUAACGCUAUGGGCCAAAAGCCUUUGAUGCUUGCUUCUAGUAAAAUGAAUCUAGAGUGUAUGAAGUUAAUCAUAGCUGAUAUUAAACAGAAAUAUCGAUCAAAAGAAACGUUGGUUGCGACUCCAACAACAGCUUUACAUUAUUUAUGCACGAAGACUUACAAAACAACAGAUAAAACAAUAGCUUGUGCUUGCUUGUUGUUGAACUCCGGACUCAUUGAUAUCAAUCAAUUUGACGAAGCAUGGGAUAUAUCGCCAUGUUUGUUUAUUGCCGCUCGAAACGGAGCAACACGUUUGGUCCAAUACUUAUUAACAUCUGGUGCAAAUCCGAAGUAUUGUCACAGUUUGACCACGCAUAUGUUGAACAAUCCUAAUGUGAAAACUUGCUCAGAGAUUCUUGAUAAAGCGAAGAGUGAACCGAAAACGCUGCUAUUAUGCUGCAGAUUGGCAAUCCGAAAAGAACUUUGCAGCAUUGAGGAUAUUUAUGAAGUAUCGGUACCAAAAUUUCUUCAAAAUUAUAUUUUUCAUGGUCAUUUUUAUAAUGUUAAUAACUUGUGUGAUUUUGAAAGGAUAAAAUAAGAUAUUGUUUGCCAAUUCAAUAUAUUAUUUAAAUUUAUAUACAAUUUAAUCCUCAAAAAAUACCAUUACAAAACUGUAAAAAAUAUAUAAAAAAUAUGUUAUUGCAAUGCCAAAACGUAUUAAAAUACUAUACAAUUACUAGAAAACAAUAUUUACGCUUCUUUAUGUUAUAUGGAAUCACCA